Messenger RNA from Cygnus olor (mute swan), 3236 nucleotides. RefSeq names its product serine carboxypeptidase 1 (gene SCPEP1). The transcript is spliced from 14 exons. The coding region runs from base 974 to 2845 and encodes 623 amino acids. Lineage: Eukaryota; Metazoa; Chordata; Aves; Anseriformes; Anatidae. The record is from RefSeq and is a predicted model, not a curated record. Gene Ontology annotation, biological process: proteolysis. Gene Ontology annotation, molecular function: serine-type carboxypeptidase activity.
CUUCACUGCUGUAGUUAUAGAAGAAGCCAGGGUUUUCUCCUCUCCCACGGCCUCGGCCCCUCAUCAUCCCACGAAACCCACGGCCCCUAGGUCCUCUCCAGAAGUUAUCCUCUCCCGUUCCACGCCCCCUUCCACGACCUGGGCUGGCGACCGGUCCUUGAAUACUGGUUGGCAACAGUUUAGUACUGUUUCUUACUAUGGAAUUACUCAUUCCAGCAUUUGCUGUGGGUUUUUUAAUAACAAGUGUUUCUGAAUCUGAACUGUCAGAUUCUGAAGAGGAGGAAGUCUUUGCUUUGGGAGCACUGGUGGUACUGGCUUUUACAGCUGCUACAUUGUUAGGCAAUGACUUUUCCUGUGUGGUACUGUCUUGUGCUGGUGCCACUUUCUCAUCCUCUGUACUUGAGUCAGAAUCCUCGCUAGAGGACUGUGAUUUUUUAGCAGUCUUACUAACUGCAGUCUUAGUGGAAUUUUCAGCUUUAGAUUUUACAGUCACUUUAUUAGAAAUAGCAGUUUUCACCUCAGAGUUUGUAGCAGCUUGGGAUUUGUCUCUGGGAAGUGUUGCCACUGCAGGUUUAUGGGAAGAUUUAUUUUGCUUUAUAUUUAAUUCACUGCUGUCGCUGUCAGAUGACGUGCUGGAGGAAUCUGAAGUUCCCACCCUCUUUUUCCUGGACUCUGUUGUCAAUUUUUUGGUGUUAUUUUUACCAGAAUUUAAAGAAAAGCUGUCAUUUUCCUGUUCUAAAGCCACCUUUGCUGCAGCGACCUUUGUGUGCUUUCCAUCCUUUGUUUUUGUUGCCAACUGUUUCUCCCUCUCUGCUUUUUUAAGCUUUUUAGAUCGGUCAGUAGGGCUCUCUUCCUUACCUUCUGUGAGUCUACUUCCACUAGCUUCUUCUUUUCUUUUUCGUUUCUUGUGUUUCUUUUGAGAGUCCAAAAUAUCUAGAGAGGUCUCUUCUCUACAAGAGGAAUACUCAGGGUUAUGUUUAUUCUUCUUCUUUUCCUUUUUAUGCCUGUCAUCUUCACUCCUAGACAAUCCCUCCUCUUUCUGCUUUCGUUUAUGCCUUUUUUUGCCUUUGCUUGGUGUAUAGGAGAAGUCAUCAUCCGCCUCUUCAUCAUCACCAUCCGCGAGUACCCCUUCCAGCUUCACUCUCAGCGCGUCGUUGUCCCGCACCAGGCGGGCGCUCUCGGUGGGCGGCAGCAGCGCCCCCUCCAGGAAGAGGCUGAGGCGGGCCCGGCGGCUGAAGCCGAACCUGUGGCGGAUGAUGCUGACGAGGUCGGUGACGAGCCGCGCCUGGCCAGGCUCGAGCAGCAGCCAGCACAGCGCGCAGCCGGGGCUGCCCGGCGGCGGGUGGUCGAACAGCAGCCGCAGGCGGAGCGGGCCGCUGCCGCCGGGCGCCGCCAUGUUGCGGCGGGAAGAGGAGGAGGAGGAGGAGGAGGAAGAGGAGGAGGAAGGGGAGGGGAGAGGAGGUCGGAGGGGCGGUGCAGCAGCCGCCCGCGUGACAGCGGCGGGAGGAUGGCGCCGCGCCGGGCUGGGGCCGUGCUGGGGCUGGGGCUGGGGCUGGCGGCGCUUGCGGCAGGUGUGGUGCUGAAGCAACCCCAAGAACCCAAAGAGCUGUGGGGAUAUGUGCAAGUCCGAAGUAAAGCCCACAUGUUCUGGUGGCUCUACUACGCGAACAACCCAACCAAAGACUUCACAGAGCUGCCUCUCAUCAUGUGGCUUCAGGGAGGUCCAGGAGCUUCAGGCUGCGGAUUUGGGAACUUUGAAGAGAUUGGUCCGUUAGACAAAGAAAUGAAACCAAGAAAUACAACCUGGUUGCAGGCAGCCAGUAUCUUGUUUGUGGAUAAUCCUGUCGGCACUGGAUUCAGUUAUGUGGAUGACUGCAGCUUGUUUGCCAAAAACCUUACCACAGUAGUCUCUGAUAUGAUGGUUUUUCUUAGAGAUUUUUUCACGCAUAGAACAGAAUUCCAGACCAUCCCAUUCUACAUAUUUUCUGAAUCUUAUGGAGGUAAAAUGGCUGCUGGCAUUGCCUUAGCGCUUCAUGAGGCUGUUCAAAAAGGAAGUAUAAAGUGCAAUUUUGUUGGGACUGCUCUUGGAGACUCAUGGAUUUCUCCUCUGGAUUCUGUGCUGUCUUGGGGGCCCUAUCUUUAUAGCACCUCUCUCCUCGAUGAUCACGGUCUAGCAGAGGUGACUGCUGUUGCUAAAGAAAUAAUGGAUGCAAUAAAUAAAAAUCAAUAUGGACUGGCCACUGAGCUCUGGAGCAAGGCUGAAGGUGUCAUUGAAGAGAACACAGACAAUGUGAACUUUUAUAACAUCAUGACUAAGGAAGUUCCAGAAAUGAAAGCAAAUGAACAAGAAAAUCUUCAUCUCAUUAGACUUUACCAACGCCAUGUCAAAAAUAUGCAUAAGAACAGCCUAAAUGAAUUGAUGAAUGGACCCAUCAGAAAGAAGCUAAAAAUUAUUCCUGACUGUGUGAAAUGGGGAGGUCAGUCCACAAAAGUCUUCGAGAACAUGGCUGAGGACUUCAUGAAACCUGUCAUUGACAUUGUUGAUCAGCUUUUAGCAGCCAACGUCAAUGUUACAGUCUAUAACGGGCAGCUGGAUCUCAUUGUUGACACCAUGGGCCAGGAGGCAUGGAUCCGGAAACUGAAAUGGCCCAGUUUGGACCAGUUCAGCCAACAGAGGUGGAAGGCGCUUUAUGUGUCUCCAGAAUCCACUGAGACAGCUGCUUUCCACAAGGCCUAUGAGAACUUUGCUUUCUUCUGGAUUCUUAAGGCUGGGCACAUGGUACCGUCUGAUCAAGGAGAGAUGGCACUGAAAAUGGUCAGGAUUGUGACCCAACAGAAGCACUAGGGAAGGGGCGGCCAGCUGGUAUGGCCUCCUGCUGAACGCUGUGUUCCUGCAGAAUGUGAGUCCAGAACAAAUAAGCCGCAGCAGGAACAACUGGUACACAUAGCUUCUCUGGACACAUAGCUUCUCUGAUCUUGAUGAUGUGUGAAAGCAUUUAUGAAAAGACAUAUUUCUCCUUGAAUAAGUUGUUUCUUUUGAAUUAGAAAGAUGUGAUUUGCUGCCUCAAUACUGUUUGUAAUGACUCUUCCAGGAGGAACUCCUCUGUCAUAAACAACUAGCAAUAAGCCUUUGCCUUUGUCUUGGAAGGAUUUUGUGCUUUUGUAAAAAAGCUGCCCUACCCCAAAUGUUCUCUUGUCUGUUCACAGACCAAGACUAAAACUGAUUUGCAUCCUGA